Peniophora sp. CBMAI 1063 is the source of this 612-nucleotide messenger RNA. The record is from the annotation of a GenBank genome assembly. NCBI's taxonomy places the organism in Eukaryota, Fungi, Basidiomycota, Agaricomycetes, Russulales, Peniophoraceae.
AUGGCUAUUCCUAUCGGGCCAUCAGACUUUUGCGACACACCAGCCGGCACACAAAGACCUGUACAAGCAGUUCUCAGUGUUCACGCUGUCCGCCAUGAACCUCCACCAGAAUCAAACGAUGCCCAAGUAGUAACUCUGCAUCGUGCAUCAGACUCUCGAAGCUUCGCCACAAACCUCCCUUCUCCGGGUGUGGAUGCCAGUAUCAGCGCGAUUCAGCUGCCCUCCCCCGUGCUUGUAAACGCAUACCCUCCUCGUCUUCAACAGCCGGUUGUUAUAGGUCCAGCUCAGGGAAACGGCUCACCGGUCCAGGACACUACGUCGCACCUUGCGAGACAGCAGAGGACCUCCUCCCGUCCAGCACAGGUGUUCGCCAUGAUAGCCUUUUCUGGCACCACCUGUACUUCAAUCGCAUCCAUAGCAUUACAGACCGGCACACCGGCAACUCCUAUCCUAGACGCAUGUGCAGUAUGCGGUAUUGCGGGCACAAUAUUUGCAGUUGCAGCCGGACUCGCAUCGGUCAAAGACGUGUAUGAUGUUACGAAGAGACUGUUAUGGGCGAGCAGCGCGUGCGCAGUGCCACCAGUAAACGCCGAGGGUUAUCAAACCCGAUAA